CAGUACGCAGGCCGUGCCCGCAGCGCUGGGACAUCCCAUCCCGCAGGACGCAUGCAGCGCGUACGUCGCCUUGUGUUCUGCAGUGAACAAGCCGUGCCCCUCGCACGUGGCCGAGCCCCAGCACCGCACGCAGCCCCAGGGAGCGUUCUGCUGAGCGGGGGUGGAGGGGAGCGGGGCACGCAGGUGUCCAGUGGGGAUGCAGAGCAGCUCCAGAACAUGUAGGGCGGCCUCUCCCUGCAGUGGCAGAGGUGCUCCCCACACGACCGGCCCCGAACCUCCCCCUGGGUGGGACAGACGGACGCAGCAGUGAGCCCCGAUGCCCUGGGGGGGCUCCUGACGGCGGCGGGUGCCGGGGUGGAGCCGCGUUGAGCGCUGGCAGAGCUCGAUAACAGCGGGGAUAUGUGAUCUCGCCCCUCCCCGCUGCCGGCUCGCAGAAUAAAACGCUGAUCUCAUGCCCUGCGCGGCCGGAGCCCUUGGCUCAGCACCGGGGCACAGCCCAGGCAGGCUCCACAGCCCCGGCCAGCGGCCAGGCCGCCCCCCAUCCCGCAGCCAUGACAUCCUACCGGCAAGAGCUGGAGAAAUACCGGGACAUCGACGAGGACAAGAUCCUACAGGAGCUGUCGGCCGAGGAGCUGGAGCAGCUCGACACGGAGCUGCUGGAGAUGGACCCUGAGAACGUGCUGCUGCCGGCGGGGCUGCGGCAGCGGGACCAGACGCACAAGAGCCCGACGGGACCGCUGGACCGCGAGGCGCUGCUGCAGCACCUGGAGAAGCAGGCGCUGGAGGCCGGCGAGCGCGAGGACCUGGUGCCCUUCACCGGCGAGAAGAAAGGGAAACCCUUCGUGCCCAAGAACCCGACGCGGGAGAUCCCCCGUGAGGAGCAGAUCACGCUGGAGCCGGAGCUGGAGGAGGCGCUGGCCAACGCCACCGAGGCCGAGAUGUGUGACAUCGCAGCCAUCCUGGGCAUGUACACGCUGAUGAGCAACAAGCAGUACUACGACGCGAUCUGCAGCGGGACCAUCACCAACACGGAGGGCAUCAACAGCGUGGUGAAGCCCGACAAGUACAAGCCGGUGCCGGACGAGCCCCCGAACCCCACCAACGUGGAGGAGACGCUGCGGCAGAUCCAGGCCAACGACAGCACGCUGGAGGACGUCAACCUCAACAACAUCAAGGACAUUCCCAUCUCCACGCUGAAGGCCAUCUGUGAGGCCAUGAAAACCAACACCCAUGUCAAGAAGCUCAGCCUGGUGGCAACCCGCAGCAACGACCCCGUGGCCACUGCCGUGGCCGAGAUGCUGGCAGAGAACAAAACGCUGCAGAGCCUCAACAUUGAGUCCAACUUCAUCACCAGCGCUGGGAUGAUGAGCGUCAUCAAGGCCAUGUACCAGAACAGCACCCUGAGCGAGCUCAAGGUGGACAACCAGUGCCAGCGGCUGGGGGACACGGUGGAGAUGGAGAUGGCGACGAUGCUGGAGCAGUGCCCCUCCGUCGUGCGCUUCGGGUACCACUUCACACAGCAAGGCCCCCGCGCCCGCGCCGCCAUCGCCAUCACCCGCAACAACGAGCUCCGUGAGUGCCCUCCCCGGGGCAGGAAUGGGAUUGGGGGGAACUGGGGGGUUGGGAACGGGACCCGGGGACCUGACCCGCCUCUCCCCUGCCCCAGGUCGCAAGCAGAAGAAAACCUGAGCGUCCCCUGCCACGGCCCCGCAGGAGCCCGGAGCUCAGCUCACCCAUGGGCUCUGCUUCGGGCUCCCCAGGGCCAGAUCUGCUGUAAAUAAAGAGGACGGAGACACGGGGCCGGAGCUGGC
Messenger RNA from Numida meleagris (helmeted guineafowl), 1811 nucleotides. RefSeq names its product tropomodulin 4 (gene TMOD4). NCBI's taxonomy places the organism in Eukaryota, Metazoa, Chordata, Aves, Galliformes, Numididae. The record is from RefSeq and is a predicted model, not a curated record. Gene Ontology annotation, molecular function: tropomyosin binding. The transcript is spliced from 9 exons. Gene Ontology annotation, biological process: muscle contraction; myofibril assembly; pointed-end actin filament capping. Gene Ontology annotation, cellular component: myofibril; striated muscle thin filament. Bases 552 to 1781 code for a protein of 409 amino acids.